Messenger RNA from Phycomyces blakesleeanus NRRL 1555(-), 1068 nucleotides. RefSeq lists its product as hypothetical. The transcript has 8 exons. The record is from RefSeq and is a predicted model, not a curated record. The coding region runs from base 1 to 1068 and encodes 355 amino acids. NCBI's taxonomy places the organism in Eukaryota, Fungi, Mucoromycota, Mucoromycetes, Mucorales, Phycomycetaceae.
AUGUCUGUGUAUCAACUGUUCUCGGGGAUCAAUUAUAUAGACUAUUCCAAAUGCAGAACAAUGUAUUAUCUACCGCUGAUUACACCUAUUUAUAUUAUCAAAAGCUACGAGCCAAUGCGUCAUUCAAGAACAUGUCUUGUCCUUGAGUACCGGUCAUAUAAGAAUGUGAAGAACCAUUUCAACUAUAAAAAAGGAGAGAUAAUGGCUCCAAGAACUAACAUCAACCAGAACGCACGUACCAAUAGAUCAACAUCUAGGCCAUUGAUCAACGCAGUCAACACUGGGCGUAUAGAAUCGUCAAAUCCAAUGAUUGCUCCUAGACCAGAAAAUAUGUCAAUUCCAGUGUCAGAGUUUAAUGAUGUAGUCAGUCUUCUCGCUACACUCAAUGACAAAAUGACAGCCGUUAGUUCUGAUGUUAGUGAAUUGAAAGUACAAUGCCAGGUGGGUGCUCAAUUGACUGGCAUGCAAGCCGUUCUGGAUUCUGAUAUGGAUCCUCAGGACAUCAUAAGCAGCUCAAGACACCCAAAGAUCUCAAGUAUUAUUCAGGGGCGGUUAAGAGAUAUUAAUCUUAAGACAGAUGAUUUGGAGUUGAUCAGAGAGAAUGAUGAUAAACCAACUUGGGAUGUCAAUGUUGGUUUGUCUGACGAGUUUAACAAGAAUCUUGCAAGUGAUUUGAUGCUUUACAUUCGUCGUCAACCUGUAGCAGCCAUGGUACCACCAAAAGAGCUAUGUGGUAUAAUUGUAAACAGCUAUUACAAUCGCUUGGCUGCUAGUAAGCUUACUGAAGAAGACAGACAGACAAACACUACCUCAAACAGAAGAGGAAAUAGAAAGACUGCUCUUAAUAAAAGGAGAAAAAGAACGUACACAAAGCAUAAGGAUGCCGUCACUGAAAAGUUUAAUCGGGAUUAUAAUGGCGUUUUUUACAGAGAUGCAAUGUCUGGUGAUGAGACAGAAACCGAUACUUCUGUUGUUGCAUCUCGUCCUGAUUGGCGUAGUGAUGAGGUAAUGUUUUAUAUAAAAUGGUUUUUCUGUUGUUUGAUUCCUGAUGUAUAUAUACAUUUAUAG